Molecule: messenger RNA, 915 nt
Organism: Brenthis ino (lesser marbled fritillary)
Lineage: Eukaryota; Metazoa; Arthropoda; Insecta; Lepidoptera; Nymphalidae
Source: the annotation of a GenBank genome assembly
AUGGACAACCGUAACUUACCCGAAGACUUGCAAAAAGAAAUUAUAUAUGUAGAUGAAAGUUAUAUUCACUCAUCAUACAAAUUAAAAAAAUGUUGGCAAUCUAUUGAAACCGAAGGAGUUAUUCAAGAUAUUUCAAAAGGGAAAAGAUGGAUUCUCAUCAAUGCAGGAAGUGAAAAGGGGUUUGUACCGAACUCUCUUCUAAUUUUUAGUGGAAAUAACAAACAGGAAGACUAUCAUUCAGAAAUGAAUAGAACAAACUUUAGUAAGUGGGUAACCAAAAAGCUCAUUCCAAAUCUUGAAUAUCCUUCUAUUAUUGUAAUGGACAAUGCCCCAUAUCACUCGAUUGUGAAAAAUAAGGCUCCCACAACAUCCAGCACGAUUGCCGAAAUUAAAUUAUGGCUCGAAGAGAAUAAUAAUCAUUUUGAUCCGACCCUACGAAAACCCAUGCUUUAUGAUUUGGUGAAAAAAAAUAAACCAGAACCAGUUUAUGAAAUUGACGAGUUACUGAGCGAGCAUGGACAUACAGUAGUAAGGCUGCCACUCUAUCACUGCGACCUGAAUCCAAUUGAACUUAUAUGGUCUUUGGCAAAAAGAAAAGUGGCAGCACAAAAUGUUGGAUCCAGAGAUAUAAAACAAUUAACUGAAGAGGCCUUUGCUUCUAUAACUUCAGCAGAUUGGAAAUCAUGUUGUGACCAUGUCAAAAAAAUUGAAAUGGAGUACAUUGAAAGAGGCCCAACGCUGUAUCAAAAUAUAGAAAAAUUAAUUAUAAGAGUUGGUGAGGAUACCAGCAGCAGUAGCAGUGAGUCUGAACCAGAAUCAGAAGGUCUGCCUAGUACUUCUCGCCAAGAUUCUCCUGGGGCAAUAGAUGACAACAUGUCUGGUGUCGAAUAUUUAGAUUUUGAUAUGUUGGACGAC